UUGACGCAACAGCAAACAAGGUCUCUCAAGGACCGUACGAGAGAAGUGAAAUCGCCGACCGCAUAUUCAUAUUUUCCACGUCCAAAGAGUUUCUUUAAUUAUGGGUUGAAGCGAGAGUCGAAGCUAGUUUUGGUGGUAUUUGGAAAUGGGAGAAAAAAAGGAUGUAGCGAUGUUAAUCUUUGGGCUGCUGUUGUAUAUUUUCGACGUGGGAUCCGAUAUAUUUGUGGCUGUCGAAUUGUAUCAACAUGGCCACUUCUGGUGGUUCAUUUUAACUUUGAUAUUUAUCAUCCUUCCGAUAAUUAUUAUCAACUUCGCAGCUUGCUUUCAAACCGGACCAGUACGUUCCAACGAAAAUGAAACUGAAACAAGCGGCAAGAUAUGUUGCGCCUUCUCGUUCUGCACAUGCACCUCUAUUAUUUUCCGAUAUAAGGAAGAAAUUACGCGGUGGAAUAUCUUGAAUGAAUUAAAAAGGUCGACAUGCAAACAAACGUACGAAACGUGUCCCUGUUACAAUUGUAUGAAGUAUCGAGAUCAACAAAUCAACUUCGCAAAAUCUUCCUACGAACUGGCACAGUUGCACCAUAUUGCUGCUGUAACCGAGUCUGCACCGCAGUGGUGUCUUCAAGUUUACAUCAUGUUACGUCAGUCGUAUUUUCCAUGGUAUACUCUGCUUUCAACUUUGAUUUCUCUUUUAACACUGGUCUGGAGUAUCACAAACAUCGAAAUAACACGACAUAAAAAGAACGGGGAUGAGUUAAAAUUUGAAAGCAAAGCGGUGUUUCUGCUUUCCCAACUUUUCUCUUUGGUGUCUAGAUUAUUCGCCAUAAUCUAUUGUGCUUAUGUGCUGAAAUAUUUCGUGUUUUUGAUCGUUGUAGUGCACAUAGUUUUUGUUACACCGUGUUUAAUUUUUGCGAUCGGCCACGGAUGCAUGGAUCUGAUGAUAAGUUUAUUGUUAACUUUUUCUGUUUUCUUUGGUAUCUCCGAGUCUCUGUUAAGUCUUGAAUACGCUGAAGCAAAAGUGCUCAUUUAUAUGUUGCAAUUUUCUCAUGGAUUUCAAAACGUCCUAAUGUUGUCUAUUUCCCUCGCCUUUUCACGGUUUGAUAACCAAGUUUGGCUUAUUGCCACCGCAUGCGUCAUCGGGGGACUUCUUUUAGGGACAGCGUUAUUGAUAUGCUUUUUUAAGUCAUACAACCCAGGACAAGAUGUACAAGUUGUGCAAAUUAUACCAAACGAUAAUGUACGAGAAAAAAGACAUGCAGGGAAAGAUGGACCAUCAAAUUACGGUCAAGAAAACCAUGUAACACGUAUAUAAACCUUGACCUGGCAUGUAUCGCGGGUUACUGCUGUGUCACAUUUUUUCCCAACACCAUGUCUCGUUUUCAUGCGCAUAAUUAAUAUACUGUUGGCGAUCGCGAAUCAGAGAAUUACUUGCGCCUGGAAUGGAGUAAAUGAAAUAUUAAACAUAAAUUAUGUAAAUAUAAAUUUUGUGCUUUUUUAAUCACAACUAUUGUAUUAAACCAUAGAUUGGUAGAAAAACCAUAACCCGAGACUUUGUGAGUGUAAUCAUAGAGUAGAUAAAAUAGGAUUAAAAUCUAUGUGA
This is a messenger RNA of Dendronephthya gigantea, 1600 nucleotides long. RefSeq names its product XK-related protein 6-like. The coding region runs from base 146 to 1312 and encodes 388 amino acids. Lineage: Eukaryota; Metazoa; Cnidaria; Anthozoa; Malacalcyonacea; Nephtheidae. The transcript is spliced from 2 exons. The record is from RefSeq and is a predicted model, not a curated record. Gene Ontology annotation, cellular component: membrane.